AUGUCAAGCCAUGACCUGGUCAAAUGGUGCCUGCUGAUCUCGUAUUUCUACGGUCGCUUCACGGGCGUAAUAAACUUUGAGGUUGAUAUAAAGACGGGUCGAACGCGGGUCACCAGAAGAGCUACGAUAUGUGCGGCCUUUUCUCAGUUCGUCAUGUUCGGCAUACUGGCCUCCCACUUGCUAAAUACCCAGGAAUUAACCAGUGUUAGGUUUAUUGUCAACUCUACCCACGAGUACGUGUUCCUGAUAAUUGCAAUCUUUCGCUUGAUUUGUGUGUUCCUCGCAAUGGUCAGUCGCUGGUGUCAACGUCGACACUUCGUCCGGCUUUUUAAGUCGUUCCGCCGCCUCUAUCUGUCCAAUCCGGACAUCGUAAGGUAUUGCCGCCGAGGUCUAUUGAGCAAGUUCAUCUGCGCCACAAUGUCGGAGACAAUGCAGGUUGUUGCGGUUCUUGUAAUGAUGCGAAAUCAGCUAAGCAUAAGAUCGGGCCUCGCUGUCUGGGCCCUCCUGAGCAUAACGGCCAUUAUUAAUGUCAUAAUAACACAGUAUUUCAUUGCGAUAGCCCACAUAAGAGGUAGCUACAUAAUCCUGAACCAGGAACUACGAUCAGUGAUGGCCGAGACCCGAUCCUUGAUGCCCGAUCGAAGCGGGGUUUAUGUAACCAGAUGCUGCUGCCUGGCCGAUCGCCUGGAGGGGAUCUCUCGAGCCCAAUCCGACUUGCAGGCUCUCGCCGAGCGACUGUCAAGGACCUACCAACUGCAGAUCCUUUGCUUGACCUUUACAUACUAUCUGAACCUGGUGGGAAAUGCAUACAUGGUGUACAGCUUAAUGAAGUACAAAAGUGUAACCGAUGAAUGGCCCAAAGCUGUUUUAUUUCUCGGCUCAGUUUACUUGGUAUUUUACUACAUUGAUUGCUGGCUUAAUUCCUUCAAUGUUUUCUAUCUCCUGGAUGCCCACAAUGAGAUGGCUAAGCUGCUGGGACUGAGAACUCUGCUACAACCCGGCUUGGACCGCAGACUGGAGGCAGUUUUUGACAACUUUUUGCUAAACCUAGCAAGAAAUCCAUUUAGAAUUCGGUGUUUUGGUCUAUUUGAAAUAAAUCGCAUGAAUUCAGUGGUGGUUGGUAACUCUCUCUUAACGCACUCCUUGCUUUUAAUCCAAUAUGAUGUACAACAUUUUAAGCUCUAAAAAAAUUAAUAAAUAUUCUUCUAUUAAACUUUGUCAUCCUAU
Messenger RNA from Drosophila serrata, 1227 nucleotides. RefSeq names its product Gustatory receptor 59d (gene Gr59d). The record is from RefSeq and is a predicted model, not a curated record. Gene Ontology annotation, cellular component: membrane. Gene Ontology annotation, biological process: sensory perception of taste. Lineage: Eukaryota; Metazoa; Arthropoda; Insecta; Diptera; Drosophilidae.